This is a messenger RNA of Penicillium roqueforti, 249 nucleotides long. RefSeq lists its product as uncharacterized. The coding region runs from base 1 to 249 and encodes 82 amino acids. The record is from RefSeq and is a predicted model, not a curated record. Lineage: Eukaryota; Fungi; Ascomycota; Eurotiomycetes; Eurotiales; Aspergillaceae. The transcript has a single exon.
AUGCGUGAUACACCCUCCAAGUUCAUCGAGAUCCUUGAUCCCAAGGACUCUCGACGUAUGUCUGACGCCGACGUCCGCCUCGAGGAUGUCCUCGCCGACCAUGAAGCAACCAUCAACAACCGAGCCCGUUCCUCUACACAAACAUCAUCAAAACCAGAAAAAUCCCCGUCUCGGAGGAACUCGACAUCCCCGACGCCGCGCUGGAAACGGUUGAGCAAUAUCCUCGCGCAACCCCGCCGGCACUCUUAA